AAUGUCAAAUUCUGCUUUCAUCUUAAAAUUGGUGAAAACAUUGCUGGUUAUUGUUGUUUCUAUAAUUACAAUGCGUCUAUUAAGUGACUAAAAUGGACCAACAAUUUUCAUUGUCUUGGAACAACUUCCACGGAAAUUUAAGUAAAGGUUUUGCUGGCUUACUAGGAAAUGGUGAAUUUGUGGAUGUGACUAUCGCAGUUGAAGGUCAUUUACUACAAGCGCAUAAAGUUAUAUUAUCGAUAUGUUCGCCUUAUUUCAAAAAAAUGUUUCAAUUAAAUCCGUGUCAGCACCCAAUUGUUGUGUUGCGGGAUGUCACUCACAAGGCAAUGAGAGAUUUAUUGCAGUUCAUGUACCAUGGAGAAGUAAGCGUCAAAAGGGAAGAUCUGACCAGCUUUAUAGGUACAGCUGAAGUGUUGCAAAUCAAGGGUUUAACAAAUAAAGAGACUGAAGAGGAUGUAUUUGAGGCAGAUAAAGAAUUAACAAAACAAAAUGUAACAAGUCAAAAUGAUAGUCGUGAUGCAGAAUCUUGUACAUCCGAUAUGUUUGACUCCACUGCUAAUGAAAUAUCUGAUAACAACGACAUAGAUUUAGUUAAACAAAGACAAUUUAUUGAAAAACUGCAAAGGCUGAGUAGCUUAAAAAGAAAAUCAGAAGAAUUCCUACAGAAAAAUUAUUACUCUGAUAUACUCAAUUCAGAGAAGAGACCUAAGAUAUGUGAGAAAGUAACUAAUAAAAUGGAUAAUAAUUUAAUGCAAAGAAACAGUUUUGAUAAUGUCAAAAGUAUUUAUGAAGAAACUCCUGUAGAAAUUACAACAUCUUUAAAUCCAAAUGUUGAAAAACCAGUGGAUAAAGAAUCUUCAGAUGGCAAAAAUCCAUUAGUAAUAGAACAUGUAACAGAUUUAAAAACAGAAUGUGAUGAUAGCGAUAUUAUUGUAUCGGAUCCAGCGGUUUGCACUACUCCUAAAAGUUACGAAAGCUCGAGGGAUUUGAAAAAAAGCUUGAUAGUACCACUGGAGUACCAAUCUCCUCAAGAAAAUUGUACCGGGUUGAGCUCGUUAUUUAUGGAUCUAAAAAAUUUAGUUAACGGUAAAGUAACUAAUGCAUUGAAGACUGGAGAGAUUCCAAGAUAUGUUAUGGAACAUCGUCUUGUUACCAUUCCACAAAAGGAAGAUGGGAAAAAAAAAUAUCCUCAAAGAUCCUGUAGACUUUGUUGGAGAAUUGGCAAACGACGUGACACUCGCUUUAUGUGUAGUGCUUGUGAACUGCCUUUUUGUAAAUCACCAUGUUUUGAAAUACAUUUUAAUGACAUGUUUAAAGUGUCACAAUUGCAGGGAGAUUAUUUUGCACCUUAGUCCUUAAGAUUCAUACUCGCUUUUAUACCUCUCAAGAGAAUUAGUCUUAAGUAUAAUAUAUUAUUAAAAUCACAAGUGAUACUGCGAAAUAUUUAAAAUCAAUGAAUCAUAGAUUCAAUAGAUUUUGGGGACCAAAUUAAAAAAAUAUGGAAGUAUUUAUUCUAAAACUUAAAGUUACUAUAAAGUUAAAACAGAAAUUUAUAUAUUUGCAUUUUAAAGAUUUAUAAGCACAAUAAUAAAAUUGUCAGUAAUGCCUGUGAUAAUUGUAAUUUUCCCUAGAGUGCCAACACUGUACUGCUUUUUAUUCCUUUUGUAUAAAAUGAUUCGUGCCAUCAAUCCUCUGCCAUAUUUUCAAGACUUUAUUGCUCAUAUUCUAGUCUAUUUAUUAUAUUAAGUAAUGUUUAACAUAAGAAAUUUGAAAUUUUUACACAUGUGAUGGUAGAACUUACUUCUUCCCAGUGAUUAAAACGUAAUCUUGUAAAACAGUGAUCUCUGUAUUGGUAGAGCUAUUUUUUUGUCUUUUAAGAAGUAAUUCACAUUCCUAAAUGUGAUAGCCAUAUUUUAAUAAAAAGGAAAUGGCUGAGAUCUUUAGUAUAUAAGAAUAAUAUUAUAUUUUUGUAAUACUUGCGUGAUGUUUGAGAAAGUACACUGAGUGUUUUUAAAGAUAAUAAAUCAUGUGUACAGAA
This is a messenger RNA of Melitaea cinxia (Glanville fritillary), 2038 nucleotides long. RefSeq names its product protein abrupt-like. Gene Ontology annotation, cellular component: nucleus. The coding region runs from base 93 to 1352 and encodes 419 amino acids. The record is from RefSeq and is a predicted model, not a curated record. The transcript is spliced from 5 exons. Gene Ontology annotation, biological process: regulation of transcription by RNA polymerase II. Gene Ontology annotation, molecular function: protein binding. NCBI's taxonomy places the organism in Eukaryota, Metazoa, Arthropoda, Insecta, Lepidoptera, Nymphalidae.